This is a messenger RNA of Cryptomeria japonica (Japanese cedar), 2281 nucleotides long. Its product is annotated as cytochrome P450 78A4. The transcript is spliced from 2 exons. The record is from RefSeq and is a predicted model, not a curated record. Gene Ontology annotation, molecular function: heme binding; iron ion binding; monooxygenase activity. NCBI's taxonomy places the organism in Eukaryota, Viridiplantae, Streptophyta, Pinopsida, Cupressales, Cupressaceae. Bases 262 to 1911 code for a protein of 549 amino acids.
UUGAAAACCGGUGCUUUGAUUCCAAUGUGAGUUAACGGUCAGAAAUAUGUUUAUUGGAGCACCAAAACAAGUAAUAAUGAUCGGACGGUGUUGCUCCACCACUCGCAAUCGGUACCCCACUUUUCUCUCUCCCUGCCCAUCGGGCCUAAAGUUGGAAUCUCUUUAAAAUGGUCUGAUUCUCAGCCAUAUUUGCAUCCACAUCUACUGCUCGGCUUGAACUUGUAAAGUGUAUUUUUCUCCAUUUGCAUUUUCCUUCCCGCAAUGGAGAGUUGUAGUGGGAGUUGUGGUGGCGGAGGAGGGUGGUGGCUAUAUGCCAUUCCACUGUUCGCGAAGGAUGGACGCGGCUAUACGCUAAACAACACGGAUGACAUAUUUUCUGCAUGGCCGCUUUACUUCGCAAUUCUUCUCGUGGCUGCCUGUGCCGUCGUGGUUGCAUGGUUGAGCCCGGGAGGAUGUGCAUGGGCCGUGAGGAAGAAUGGUGGCGCCGCCAUUCCUGGGCCCAGAGGCUUUCCCAUCAUUGGAAGCCUCAUUGAUAUGAGCCGUGGUCUUGCUCAUCGAAGGCUCGCUCAGUUGGCUAGUAUUCAUGGUGCAAAGAAGCUGAUGGCCUUUAGCUUAGGUUCAACUCCGGCUGUUAUAACAUCUGAUCCUGAGGUGGCUCGAGAGUUGCUCAGCUCAGUUAAUUUCUCAGAUAGGCCGCUCAAGCAAUCCGCUCAGCAGCUCAUGUUCGGGCGCGCUAUUGGCUUUGCACCCAACGGUGAAUACUGGAGAAUGCUCCGCCGGAUUUCCGCAACCCAUCUCUUCGCCCCCCGCAGGAUCGCCGCCCACGAGCCAGGAAGACAAGCAGACUCGCUUGUCAUGCUUCAGAAUAUACACGAUGAGUAUGUUUUGAGCGGCGUUGUGCGGGUGCGCCGCCAUUUGCAAGCGGCGGCGCUGAACAAUAUCAUGGGGAGCGUGUUCGGGCGGAGGUUUGAUAUCUGUGGUGAGAGCGAGGAAGUGAGAAGUCUGAGAGAGAUGGUGGAGGAGGGAUUUGAGCUUCUUGGGGCGUUUAACUGGGCCGAUCAUCUUCCCUGGCUGAGAUUCCUGGAUCCCCUCCGCAUCCACUGGCGUUGCACCAGCCUCGUACCACGCGUGCGAGGCUUCGUGAGGAAUAUCAUCCAGGAGCACCGAAUCAAAGAUAAGGCUAACGACACCGCCGACUCUGAUUUUGUCGAUGUUCUGUUGUCUCUUAAUGGAAAAGACAAGCUGGACGAUGAAGACAUGAUCUCUGUUCUCUGGGAAAUGAUAUUUCGUGGGACAGACACGACGGCACUACUGACAGAGUGGACCAUGGCGGAGAUGGUGAGGAACGCGGAAGCUCAGAGGAAGGUUCAGGAAGAACUGGAAGUCGUGGUGGGAAAGAGUAGAAGCGUGAGAGACUCGGACAUCUGUAAACUUCCUUAUCUGCAGGCGGUGGUGAAGGAGACUCUGCGGAUGCACCCACCUGGUCCACUCCUAUCAUGGGCCCGACUCUCCACUCGGAACACCACUGUCGGUGAUGGGAAGUUCUGUGUGCCGGAGGGCACCACCGCCAUGGUAAAUAUGUGGUCGAUUACACAUGACCCGCUCAUUUGGGAUUCCCCGGAACAGUUUCGGCCAGAGAGGUUCCUUGAAUCUGAGGGCGGUGAGAAUGUGGACGUCAGAGGAAACGACUUGAAGCUUGCGCCCUUUGGGGCGGGUCGUCGAGUCUGCCCUGGAAAAGCUCUGGGUCUUUCUACUGUUCAUCUUUGGGUGGCCAAACUGCUGCACCAUUUCCACUGGGUUGCACACGAGCUGCAUCCAGUCGAUUUGUCUGAGGUUCUUAAGCUGUCCUGCGAGAUGCUGCGCCCGCUUCAUGCUGUUCCUGUCGUGAGGGUCGAUCUGAAAGUAGUCUGAGAAAUGAAUGCCCGUCGCUCGUCCAUUAUCCUGCUUUUUUGGUUGUGCGUAGGCUUAAAUAUGGCGUCUUGCGGUUAUAUGUACCGUAACAGUGCAAUGGUUGUGUGAACUCUGGGGACAGUGAAUAUGUGGUGGACGCACAUUUUGUUGCUUAGAAAAUCUUUGAGCCGCUGUUCCGGGUCUCAAAGAUUCAAUUUUGUAACCAUUGCUCUGGUGUUUUCUCGGCUGCAACAGCCAGAAUUAUUUUUUGACUGAUUAUUAGGAAUAUAUGGGAGUUCAUAAUGUCCCCAAAUGUUCCAUAUAGCGAGCUUCUGUUUUAAUAAUAAUAUGUCCCAUCCUACGAUGUAUGUAGUGGGAGUAAUUAAUGUCU